Messenger RNA from Osmia lignaria (orchard mason bee), 6295 nucleotides. It is a transcript of the gene 5PtaseI, whose product is annotated as inositol polyphosphate-5-phosphatase A. The record is from RefSeq and is a predicted model, not a curated record. NCBI's taxonomy places the organism in Eukaryota, Metazoa, Arthropoda, Insecta, Hymenoptera, Megachilidae. Gene Ontology annotation, molecular function: inositol-polyphosphate 5-phosphatase activity. Gene Ontology annotation, biological process: phosphatidylinositol dephosphorylation.
AUAGAGGGAUAUAUUUACCGCACACACAACUUUUCUCUCUGGUGCGCGAACGAGGCUCGCGUUAUUCGAUUAAUAAUGUGUAUUUGCAGUGCGAGGUUUGAUGCGACCGGUGGACGGCGCAAAACCGCGGCCACUCCUCGGCACAGGGGUUGAUUGUUCCGGACACGCGGACGUUUCCUGGCCGGGGGUGACUUCCUCCACGAAUCUGGUUACAGUGCUCGUCCACGGGAAAAGCUCGGUCUCGCGGCACUCGACGCACUCCCAGUGUGCUCGACUCGAUUACUGGUGACAGUCUAUCUGCACCGACCCUCUACCUCUUCUACGCCGUCGUGGGACCGAUACCUGUCUUCCUGUUAACGGACGACCGUUCGUUCUUUCGCCCCGAGAGACUCGACCAGCCUCUUUCAAAACUUUCCCUUCACUGACACAUUGAAGAAAUGGCGGGUAACAGCGUUCCGGUGUUGCUGGUUACCGCAAACGUUGGCAGUAUUUUCGAGGAGCCUAGUGUGAUGUUGAAAAUUUGGACGGAAGAAUUUUUAUCUACUAUACUGAGGUUGGAUCCAAAGUUUAUUGCACUACACUGCCAAGAAGUAGGUGGAAAAAAUUAUGAGCAAAGUAUGAGACACGUGGAAGACUUUGUUAGGUUACUAAUGUCAUCAGAGGAAUUAAGGCUGUUUGACAAAAUUAGAGUAUUCUUAGAUGAAGACUAUUCAUCCGCUGAACAUUUUACAGCACUUGGAAAUUUUUACUUUGUGCAUGAAUCUUUAAAAGAGGUUUUACUAUGGGACUUUAAAGAAUGUACUUUUAUACCAGUAAAUGGAAAAGAGGUUCAUUCUGGUAAUAUCGAGGCAGUUACAACCAAAGAAAAAGCAAAGUUUCCUCAAGAAUUUUUUCCAGAAUGUAAAUGGUCUAGAAAAGGAUUUCUAAGAACACGAUGGAGUAUUAGCGGAACUGUUUUUGAUCUCAUAAAUAUACACUUAUUUCAUGAUGCCAGUAAUUUCAUUGCUAUGGAAACAUUUCCAUCUGUAUACAGUAAAACGCGUAGAAGAGCGCUCGAGCAUACGUUAGAUAGGUUUCAUAAUGAUAAAUAUCCAAAUGUACCAUACUUUUUAUUUGGAGACUUUAACUUUAGAACAGACACAGCUAGCGUAAUUAAAAAACUUACAGAAGAUACUCAAGAAAGAAAGUUGUCAAACAAAGGAAGCAUCUCGAAAUUGCAAUUUCACAAUAAAGAAGAUGAUCUCAUAUUAACGUUAGGAAAGAAAGAAUUCUCUCAUCACGAGCAUCAAAAUGUUUUUAUGCAAAACAGUGGACAAUGGCUACGUGAAUAUGACAGAGAGCUGGAAGACUUUGACGGAAGAUUAUAUGAAUUUCCAAUUAAAUUUGUGCCCAGUUAUCCCUUCGAGGAGGAUAUCAAUGAAGGUUCGAAUUACAUGCAAACCAGAGUACCAGCUUGGUGCGAUCGUGUUCUACUGAGUACUACAGCUAAACUACUAGUCGAAGAUAUAUCAUCACCAGACGCUGUAGAGUACGGAAUAAUAGGACCAACAACUUGUAUGGGUGAUCACAAGCCAGUCUACUUGAGGGCUAGUCUCACCUUGGACGAAGGUAUGAUAAAUUGCUGCAGCUUGCCGAGUGCGCCUGAGUUCUGCUUUCGAGUGCCAGACAAUUACGUGGAAUUGUUGUCCAUGUUGCCUGAUUACAGUAGUUGCGUUAGCGGACGGCUCAAUUACAUGGACCGUUCGACUAAUCUGUUGCACGCAGCACCUAUCAAGCAUGAUCCUUACACCCCGGAUAGCAUGGACAGUCCUAGUCCGAAUGCUAUUAUGACAGCCUCGGUUGAUCUUCCGGACGUAGACAUAGAGAAUAUCAACAAUUCGUCCACGUUACAAUCGGUGAAUCCGUCGAAUUCGAUGAGACGUCUCGACCGAGCUGUGUCGCCCGCUCUGUUGAAAUCAAAAUUGGAGCUGAUCGUGCGAAAUAAGAAACAAGAGACGGAUACGAUCGACCAAGAAGCGACGGACAUCAAACGAAGUCCUAGCGAUCGUUGUUUGCACUCUUGGCCAAACACCGAAGAACAAUGGACCGUCAGAACGAACAGAUGUAACAGCGACGUGUCCUGGCAAAGGUCUCAUCUGUUGACCGAGGCAUGGGUUCAAGGUAAAGGACAGCAAGGAUACCAUUCCUUCGGGGAGUUCGUUAAUCGAGCAUCCCUAGGUGGUUCGUCGUCGCCGAACGGUGUCGAAGGUUUAUCGUCCGACUUGAUCAUACCCAGGAUAUCGAUCAUAAACGCAAGUAAUUUAGAAUCGAACGAGAGUUCUGUGUACUUACACGAGGAUAAGUACAGCAAUUACUCGGAUAAUAAAUUGAGCGUAUACUCGGACGGUCAAACGAAGAGUUUAAGCGGAGAAGCUUUCAGCUCGGAAAAAUCGGACGAAACGUGCGAGAAGAAAAUUCACGAGAGGAGCAACAGACUGAGUUCGAACACAAAGAUCGCGAUCGACGAGAACGUAUAUCUACGUGACAUAAGCGAACUUCUAACGAGUCAAGAUAAGAAUGCUUAUCCGAUGAUGGUUGGUACAAAUGUUUAUCGAGUGGGGAGUAAAAUAGACGAAGAUAAGAUGCUCGAAGCGAAGGAACAGCGUUUCAACGAAAUCAUAGAUACCUUGGAAGAGAAUAACAGCAGAAAUCUGUGCGCCCUCGUACAGAACGAUGAUGAAUCUAGUAUUAAAGAUAGAAAAGUAAUUACGGAAGAUCCUGCGAACGAUCAGACUUCUCAAGUAUUAAAAUACGCGCGAACGGAACAGAUCGAAGUUCAUUCCGGGGAUAACGAAGCGGACAAGCUUUCGGAAAGAGAUACGAAAGGUGUGAAAACAGAGCAGAACGUGGGGGGAGGGCUUAGAACGAACGAAGUUGAAAUUUUAAGAUGUGACAAUAAAAACGAAACGGUAAUCACGCAACAGAUAACGAGAAGUAAUUCUAUACAAAGCCAGGAUAUCGGUGAUAGUACAGGAAACGUGAAAUUGAAAUUGAAAGCGUAUCAAGUGUCGGAAAGGUGUAAGCAUAAUAUCGCGGAGAAGAAAAACACGAUGAAUCAGGAGUCCGAAUCGGGUACGAUGUCCAGUUUAACCAGCCGUGAGAUCUUCAACAACAACAACAACCACAGCAACAACAAUUAUGACAGCGCAACGACGAUCACAAGAUAUAUACACAUUAAACACGCGGAUUCUUCGGUUAAGGUUUUUCGCGAAACAACUGUUUGAUAUCGGAUCGACCGUUUAAACGAACAUCAAUCGCGGAUAAAACCGCGUCGAAAAGCACUUCACGAGCUUCCAUGCUGCAAUGCAUUAUGGGUAGUUCAACGGUUUCGCGACGCAUCGACCAAUGAUCGUUGUCCGCGCAGAUCUCGCCGCGUCAAUUUCGAAGUAUACCGGUAAUCGAAUGAUCGAUCGUCGAUUCUAACCUAUCAAUUACAAUUGGCCGAAUAAUCACAAUAAUUAUUGGUAAACUGAUCUCUGAAUAUGUCUACACGUGUUCGUGUUGCGUAUUAUAAAACGGUUUGAUGAAUUUAUGCGAACGAACAUAAACACUUAUGAUAACGAGGUUAGUUCGCGCGACGAACGAUAAUACAUCCUUCCCCUACAGCGGACCGAAGUCGACUGCGCGCGGUGAAUGAUAUUGCGCGCGCAUCCACGAAACCUGCGCGCGCAUCCGCAAAAUGAUCCCGCUUGAUUCGGGUAUAUUUACGCGAAAUUCGUUACACUAUUAGCGAUUCAAUGAUUCAAAUACGUCCUAAAAUAUGAAAUAAGGGAUGUUUUAAGUCUUAUCGUGAAACGUUUCAUGUUUUUGAAAGCGUUAACGAAAUAUCAUUGUCAGUAGGAGAAGCAACAGGUUGAUGCCGUUUUAAACGUGAACGCGUUAGUAGUCACGUGAUGUAACGAAGCGUAUCUGUCGAUACAAUCACGCGAGCAAUUAUCGUAUGUUAUUUUUUCAAUGUCUCGAUGUUCCUGUGAUGCGUUUUUUCGAACCAGUUUUUCCCGCAAUGACUUGUGGUCUUGCAACGAUUUUUAAGAUCAUACGAGCAAAGAUUCCACACGGGAGAAGCGUUUUCAAUAGAAGAUCGUUCGAUGUGAUAUUACCGUGGUACAUACCUCGCUUCGUCGAUCUUUACUGUUAGAAAUCGUGACAUCCAAGUAGAAGAGAAUUGCGCUACGAUUGCUGCCAAAAAAGCGGAUUCGAUUUAACCUUUUGCGAUUCGAUUUUAAUAGAAUUUCACUGCAAAAGAUUAAUAAGAAUCACAUGCGAAACUGCAAAGAAACGAUUGCGUAUUAAAAUAAAAAAAGAGUGCGUAAUAAUAUCGUUGCAACUUCGAAAACACGUGCACACGUUUUCCUAUUAGUACGUACCAAAAUAUUGUCGUCUCGUUUCUUCCUUUUUUUUAUCGCUGCUCUGUUUUCUAGAUAUAUAAGCGUAUUAUUUUUGACGCUCUAAGAAAAAAAGUUGGCAAUCUCUGACGCAAUUCAUUCGAAGCACUUGAUCCACGAUAGUAUCUUAAUCCGAUCCAAUUGGACUAAAUUUGCGAGUACAUUCCAUUAGCGUAACCACUAGAGCGAGUGAACUCGAUGCUUAUGAAAACACGUUGGAAGGUACUCGAGAUCGUUCAUAUACCUAGAGAAAAUAAAACAGAAAAAAAAGAAUUUAGACGUGGUAGAUCGUAUGUAAUUGCACGCAACAUAUCUGUAUUCCUUUAUCGACGUACAUGUGAUAAAUUGUACACUCGUUGCAAGCCUUCUACAAAAGCUUGCUGCUACUUAAAAGUCCUUAUUACAUAUUAGAUCCCUCACUGCCUCUGGUUACGCCACUGGUGCAUUCAGAUUUUUCGAUGUUCUUAUAGUAAUGCGUCCAUGAACGUUGUAAAAUACCGUACCAUAAAUUACGAUGGAUUGCGUUCGUUCGUUUUCUUUCAAAUUUCUAUUAUACCGUCUUUUUUACUUCGUUUUAAGGAUUCACCGAUUCUCCGAGUCUUACACUCUCAAUCAUUGCCUGCAGUACAACCAGCGAUCGAUUAGUUAUUUUAUAAGAAGAUUUAUUGUAACUGGAAAAUUGGUAAACUCGAAGGAAUCGAGAUGUUUACCUAUGACUGUUUUCGAAUCCGUUCCAUCUUACAAUGUUGCAUCUUUAACGAUAGCGGAUAAAAGUAUGCACGAAUCCUGAUUGAGAAUGGCGCCGAAAGGUGGCAAUAUUUUUCAAGUUCUCGUGCUUACAAAAGGUUUUGCUGUUCGUUAUGUGACAUACACUCGAUUCUCUUGAGCCACGUUUUCCUGAAAAAAUUCUUUUAUUAGCGAUUGCUAUGUCAAAUGCCUCCUGUCGAAGUGUAUGUCCAUGAUAAUCAUAAGCCAUUCCUUGAGAGUUAGCCGUAAGAUAGCCGACGUUAAAGCGUAUAAUUCAAUGAAUGCAAAUUUUCCAAAGUACCUGAUAUCAGUUCGAUCAAAGCAUUAACUACAUACGCUGCGAUUCUUUCUUCCAUGUAUCCGUUCCGUUAAAUUUCUGGGUAUUUCAUAAAUUGAUGAACCUCCAGCUACUAACAUACUGUGCACUUCAAUCUAUGCAGUACCUGGAAAAUAUUAGAAUUUUGAAUUAUACGCUUUACCUGUGAUGUAAUAAUUUAAUUCGAUGUAUGUACAUAGGAUAUAAGAAUUUUGACGCUUUCACCAGACUGGUUUUAGGAUCUUCCGCGCGGGCAAAUUUUUCGAAGAACUUUUCCACGAGAAUGUUGUUCGAUUGCUUUCAAACUUAUAUCGAUGAUUCCUGCUUCCUGAAAUAAGGAAAAAAAAAUGUUAGUAACGAAAAUGAUAGAAUUAGAAAAUAGACAAAAGAUGCUGAAUUUGCUAGUGACUCAAGUUUACAAACUAAAGCGUACGAUCAAAUCGAAAUGCAAAGCGCGCUAUCGAAAUCCUUACUUAUUCCGAUGUUUUAAGAUAAACGUUAUUUCUUCCGUUUUUUUCGACGGAAUGUGAACGUUGUACUUUUAUAAAUAUGAAUGUACUUAUAUUUUGUACUGACAGUACCUUGCAAGAAUAUAAUAUGUUAAACAAUGAAGUUAUAUGUACAUGUAUAAUGUGUGUUACAAAUAAACGUUUUAAAGUAGGAUCACUUGAGAUACGACCAAACUUUGUUGACCGAGAAAACUGGGACAAUGUUUCUGUUAAAUUUUCAAACCAAUGUAUGCUAAAUUGCGAUGCACUUAUUUUAUGUAUUAGUAUAGAGAAUACAGAAUAAAGUUACCGUUCUACAG